CCUGCAUUUGAGAUCUAUAUAGUUGGAGGGUUGCCGCAUGCAGUAACUGCCGAACCCGACGACGUCACGCGAAAAUUCCUCCCCUCACAACGGGAGAUCAUCGCCUUCCAUUUCUCCCCACCACAACCAGUUGUGAAAUGGGUGCGGGCUUGUGUAUUCCCAAUGAUGCGCCCACGGCCCGCGUCUUCCAUGCAGAAGACGUAUGAUGAGUGCUAUCUACUAUGCUCCACUGCAGUCUAUUUUGAGGGCCAGAACAAUGAAGAGGAAGCAUUGCGAUCCUGGAGAUCCGCCCUCGAGACUAUCUAUCACCACAAUGCUCGCCGAGUAUCCUCUACUUACACCCCCAAAUCCGAAACCGAGAAGGCACUACAAGAUUCCAUCCGAGCCUUGGAGGUUCAAUGCCGUGAACGAGUCGACCUGCUAUCCGCUCUGCGCGAAAGUCGGAAAGAGACGGCUGAAGCAAACGGCAACGAAAAGGGCCCUGCGACACUCAUAAAGGGUAGACACUCUGUUAACACUACUCAGCAACCAACAAACAACAUCACAGGGUGGAUCGGCGACGGUACGAUCCCAGCAGUGGGCUAUACCGAUCUUUCCAAACCAGCUGCUAUCCCUGGACGACCUCCUCCACCGCCAAAGCACCACUCCGAUCCAAUCUCGUUUCCCGAAGAUUCCGCUCAUCCAGUGGGCCUGUCGCCGGCCGGCUCGCCUGCCAUGAGGAUGAACUCGAAUUCGUCUGAAAAGGAGAAGUCGCGUGGCUCCAGUCCGGAGAGACGGAAGCCGAUGUUGACGACAUUGCGCAGCACUGAUGGCAAGAAAAAGACCAAAGUGAGUAGUAAGAAGAAGGAAUCGCGGCCGGCCGCUUCCAAAGCAGCUGGCCUGGCAUGGGGCAGCACAUUCCGGUCUGCAUCUGGCGAUAAGACUUUCAGCGAUGCGGCUGCUAUAGCUUCGUCUCGGAGUGCCGCCAACGCCGAGCCAAGGACUAGUUCGGGAGACGAGCCUUUGCCAGGUCGACAUCAGCUACCACGGAAAGACUCCGCUACAGAUAGGAUUCCGGCUGCCAAUUGGCGGGAACCUCAUCAGCCGUCGCCGACUCGGUCAACUCCGCGGCUUGUCCGCCAGCCUGUGGCACCCGAAAGCCCUCGUCCACAUUCAUCGAGGCCAGCGGUCAUGCCGGAUCCGAAGGACUUUACCUCUCCUCCCUCUCCUGUACCUAAACCUUCUGUCAAACCGAAGCCUGCUGGUUUGAGAUCUUCCCUUCAGCCUCCACCUCGUGUCACCCCGGUUACUAGAUCCGAAGGUAACUCUCGAUCGGCCACACCGCGAGAUGAUCGUAAUCCAAAUUCAUCGAGAAGUACACCACGUACAAAAUCGGCGCCACGGACAACCAAGGUCGGAAAGUCAGCUUAUAUCUCACCAUCAUCAGGAAGCGAUGAUGUGCAAAGAGGUAUGAAUCGGAUGACGAUCUCGGCUGCGAAUGGUAGCAGUGCAACCCGCCGAAAACAAGUUCCUGCUAAGCGACGUGAGACGCCGCCGUCAAGCGACCAAGAGUCUUCGGGGCAACAUUCGACAGAAGAUGAAGCCGAGGACGAAGCCGACGAUGAUAAUCAUGAUAUUGUGAACAUUCUGAAUAAGCUACCCAAAGGAGUCGAUCUGCAGUCAGCACGUCAGAUCUUGAACGAUAUUGUCGUACGUGGUGAUGAAGUUCAUUGGGAUGAUAUUGCCGGACUGGAGGGGGCGAAGAAAGCUCUUAAAGAAGCGGUCGUGUACCCAUUCUUACGCCCUGAUCUUUUCUCUGGCCUUCGUGAGCCUGCACGUGGUAUGCUGCUAUUUGGCCCUCCAGGAACCGGUAAAACCAUGCUUGCACGGGCCGUUGCCACCGAGUCCAAGUCCACAUUCUUUUCCGUCUCAUCAUCUAGCCUGACCUCAAAAUGGCACGGCGAGAGCGAAAAGCUCGUACGUGCCUUAUUCGGGCUGGCCAAGGUUCUCGCCCCUUCAAUUAUCUUCGUGGACGAGAUUGAUUCGCUGUUGUCUGCACGUUCCUCCGGUUCAGAGCAUGAAGCAUCUCGUCGAUCUAAGACUGAGUUUUUGAUCCAAUGGUCAGAUCUUCAGCGUGCCGCUGCAGGUCGUGAGCAGUCUGCCCGAGAUAAGAAAGAGGGCGAUGCGAGUCGCGUGCUCGUUCUGGCUGCGACAAACAUGCCGUGGGAUAUUGACGAAGCUGCACGUCGUCGUUUCGUUCGUAGACAGUAUAUUCCUUUGCCGGAACAUCACGUGCGUGAACAACAAUUGCGCAAGCUUCUCAGCCAUCAGCAUCAUGAGCUCAGUGAUUCGGAUACCGAAGUUCUGGUCCAUGUAACAGAAGGGUUCUCCGGCUCAGAUAUAACAGCUCUCGCCAAGGAUGCAGCGAUGGGUCCUCUUCGCAAUCUUGGCGAGGCUCUCCUCCACACACCGAUGGAUCAAAUUCGACCUAUCAAAUUCCAAGACUUUGAAUCAAGUCUCUUCUCCAUUCGACCUAGUGUUUCCCCAGAUGGACUCCGCAAAUACGAAGACUGGGCGAGGGAUUUUGGCGAGAGAGGUGGCUAA
Messenger RNA from Penicillium malachiteum, 2583 nucleotides. RefSeq lists its product as uncharacterized. The annotation marks the transcript as partial. Gene Ontology annotation, molecular function: ATP hydrolysis activity; ATP binding. Lineage: Eukaryota; Fungi; Ascomycota; Eurotiomycetes; Eurotiales; Aspergillaceae. The record is from RefSeq and is a predicted model, not a curated record. The transcript has 3 exons.